Phycodurus eques (leafy seadragon) is the source of this 10830-nucleotide messenger RNA. RefSeq names its product eyes shut homolog (gene eys). Gene Ontology annotation, biological process: heterophilic cell-cell adhesion; establishment or maintenance of epithelial cell apical/basal polarity. Lineage: Eukaryota; Metazoa; Chordata; Actinopteri; Syngnathiformes; Syngnathidae. Bases 151 to 8988 code for a protein of 2945 amino acids. The transcript has 50 exons. Gene Ontology annotation, molecular function: calcium ion binding. Gene Ontology annotation, cellular component: plasma membrane; protein-containing complex. The record is from RefSeq and is a predicted model, not a curated record.
AAUGGCUCAGCUGUCCAAUUCCCCGGGGAGACACACAUCUCAACUCUGAAUAAGAAAUUCCACAAAAUGAUGCUGCAGUUCGGAUCCUUUUGAACUUCAUGGUAUUCCUUGGCACCACUUCUUUCCUGGAAUUGGACAAAAGACGAAAACAUGAAGACAUCACUCUUUUCCUUGAUGUCCAUCUUUUCGAGCUGCAUGGUGGACAUGAGCUUUUGUCUAACUGUUUGCAACAAACCUGUCGCACUUGAAUGGCACCUGUACCAGAGCAUCAUCCAAGUGAACUGGACACUCAUGGAGAAUAUUUGUGGCACUUUUGAAGACUGUUGGGGUUUUCAUGGUGGAGAUGACCCGAGUGUACCUAUGAACUUCCCACAGAUUUGCCCACUUCAGCUGCAGCAUGGCGACAAACUGUCGCUGGUCGCCGAUGAGACGCUGACGUCAUAUGGUGUCAGACUUAUUAACGUGUCGCAGGACUAUUUUGAGAGUUGUUCUGCAAAUGGGCUGAAAAGAGACCAGCUUGUUUUCCCUCAGCACAUCACUGGAAGCGAAGAAGUAGAUAGCAAGUGGCUUGAGCCAGGUCACCACUACUUCAUUGCUCUGCACAACGAAGACACUCAGCUGUGUGAGCACGGUUUAAGGCUCAAUGUGCUGGUCAAGACGCAACUUUGCCAGGCCUCCCCUCUGGUUCCACUUUGUUCUGGGAAGGGUAUUUGUGAAACAGACAACUGGGAAGAGCCGUACUCAUGCCGAUGUCACCACCGCUACUCUGGGAGGUUUUGCGAAAAAUUUGAUGCUUGUUUGGAUAGUCCUUGUAAAAACAAAGGAGUGUGCUUGAGCAACGGCUCUGCAGAACUGAACCACAGAACGUUUAAAUGUCUGUGUCCUCCACAUUUUGAUGGAACAACCUGCUCUGAAAUAAUUGGGAAAGAAAACUGCGACAGAAUGUGUACAAACGGGACGUGCGUUCAAAUGUCAUCCAGCUCCUUCACAUGCAUCUGCGGUGCCGGAUUCACAGACCCACCUUGUGAGAGAAAAUCCACUUGCAAUCCAAAUCCAUGCAGAAAUGGAGGCAUAUGUGAGGAGACUCCCAAAGGUCUGAUCUGUCAUUGUCCUGAAAGCUUUGCUGGACUCUACUGCACCUUUGCAUUCACCGUUGAUUGCAUGUCCAGCACAUGUCAGCAAGAACAAAUCUGUGCCGCAGGAGAGCAUGCCUCUGAAUGUGUGUGUGCAGAUGGUAAAGUGGUCCCAGCAUGCAAGAGAAGGCGGCGGAAUGUGUGCAGCCCAUCGCCGUGCCUCUAUAAUGCCACCUGUGUGUCCAGGGGACAUGAUUAUUUGUGCAGAUGUCUGCAGGGCUUUUCAGGGAAGAAUUGUGAAGAAGUAAUUGACUACUGCCGCCUGCUCAAUAUCAACUGUCUAAAUGAGGGAUUGUGUUUGAAUGUAAUUGCCGGAUAUCAGUGUAUCUGUACCCCAGGAUGGAUGGGAGAGUUUUGUCAGUACGUGAGCAAUGCCUGCCUGAUAAAACCCAACAGAUGCUUGAAUGGAGCCACAUGUAUUACAACAAGCCAGAUGUCGUCCCCUCCACAGUACAUGUGCAAAUGCCCAAAUGGAUUCAUAGGAACCCACUGUGAGAUGGAGCUCAACGAGUGUAACUCCAACCCCUGCCGGCACAAUGGCACAUGCUUCGACUUGGUGGGACACUAUGAAUGCCAGUGCCCCACAGGUUUUCUUGGCAAGAACUGUGAAUUGGACAUUGAUGCUUGUGCACUUAACAGCACAUGUCCACCAAAGACUCUGUGUUUGGAUCUUUCUGAUGGUCUAAAAUAUACCUGCCGUGUGCCCUGCCCCUCAAGCCUUCAGCCAUGUGCCAAUGGAGGGCACUGUGUGUUGAAUAACGGCAACAGCUACACUUGUAUCUGCCGCCCAGGCUGGUCGGGCUAUAACUGUCGCACAAAUGUCAAUGAUUGCGUUCAGCAUUGGUGUCAAAACGGCGCCACUUGUGUGGAUGAAAUUGAUGGCUAUAGCUGCCUAUGUCCCAUAGGCUUCUCUGGCUCCUUCUGUGAAGAGGACAUUGAUUACUGCGUGGACCAUGGCUGCUCUGAGCAUGGGGUUUGCGUGGACCAGCAGUUGAACUUCACCUGCCGCUGCACUCUUGGAUUUGAAGGGGCCCUGUGUGAGAAGGAAACAAAUGAAUGCAACACCUUCCCCUGUGCAAACGGGGCUACGUGUGAGGAUCAUGUUGGUGAUUAUAAAUGCCACUGUUCCCCAGGGUUUGAAGGAAGGAGAUGCGAUGAGAAUGCAAAUGAUUGCUGGUCACAGCCUUGUCUCAAUGGUGGCUCAUGUAUGGAUCUGAUAAAUGACUACAUUUGUCAUUGUCCUCUUGGAUUCAAGGGCAAAGACUGCUCCAUUGAUAUUGACCUUUGCGCAUUUGGGAUGUGCACUGAACAGACACUAAUAUGCACGGAAACAAAGGAUGGGCAAAAUGUAUCUUGCAUAUGUGAAAGAGGAUUUGGAGGGUCAUUGUGUGAAGUCAAUCUCAACGAGUGCGAGUCAAAGCCAUGCCAGAAUAAUGGUGUUUGUGUGGAUGGCACAGACCUAUAUCACUGCAUCUGCUCAGAGGGGUUUGAGGGGUCGAAUUGUGAAAUCAAUCAUGAUGAAUGCAUCCAUGGGUACUGCACCAAUAAUUCAACAUGUAUUGACUUGGUUGCAGACUAUGAGUGCAUCUGUGCAUUGGGCUUUGUUGGAAAGAAUUGCUCCGUCUCUCUCUCAGCAUGUACAGAUGAUGUUGACUACUGCAAAAAUGGAGGAACCUGUUUCCAUGACUUAACCAGAGAAUUACAAUGCAUUUGCCCACCAGGACACGAUGGCAAUGACUGCUGCUCAUUUGUGGGCCUAUGUGUGUCCUAUGCCUGUGACCCUGACGGGACUCUCCACUGUGAAGGUCUUGCAAAUAGCUACAUGUGCGUUUGUCAACAUGGCUACACCGGGCCACACUGCGAAACACCCAUUGACCAAUGUGUUGAUGGCCUGUGUCAACACGGAUCAACGUGCUUGGAUCUUUGGACAGGCUUCAAGUGUGAUUGUUUACCAGGUUCAACUGGUCGUUAUUGUGAGCUGAACAUAAAUGGUUGUGAGGGAAAGCCAUGUGGUGUCUUGAGUGUUUGUAAAAACACUCUCAGCAGCUACAUUUGUUUCUGUGCGCCUGGCUUUAUUGGCGAUAACUGUGAGAUACAAGUAAAUGAAUGCCUAAGUCACCCUUGUAGAAAUGGUGGCUCCUGCAUUGAUGGUGUCACUUCAUUCAGCUGCCUGUGCCCUGUUGGAUUCAGAGGAACCCGAUGUGAACUUCACAUUGAUGAGUGUGCUUCAUCGCCCUGCAAGAAUGGAGCCACGUGCAUUGACCAGCCUGGUAAUUACUUCUGCCAAUGUCUGGCUCCAUUUAAAGGUCCAAAUUGUGACUUGUUACCCUGUGAGGCCAGUAAUCCCUGUGAGAAUGGAGCCUUUUGUCUGGAAGAGUUGGAUGAGGACCAUUACCCUUUGGGCUGCCGGUGCCGGUGUCGCCGAGGAUUCACAGGCCCCCGCUGUGAAAUCAACGCGGAUGAGUGCAUCUCCAGCCCAUGUGUCAAUGGAUUUUGCUAUGAUGUUGUAGAUGGCUUUUAUUGCCUUUGCAGUCCUGGUUAUGCUGGCCUGCGAUGUGAGAAAGACAUUGACGACUGUAUGAACAAUCUGUGCAGUAGCAAUUCAAUAUGUAAGGACCUCCAUCUGAGUUAUGAGUGUGUAUGUCACUCUGGCUGGGAGGGAGAGUACUGCCAACAAGAAAUUGAUGAAUGUUUGUCACAGCCCUGCAAAAACAACGCCACCUGCACGGAACUCAACGGCUACAACGGCCUAUUGUGCAACCAGCCUUAUGACCCAUGUGAUCCCCUCCACAAUCCCUGCCUGCACAACUCCACCUGCCUGACACGCUCCGAUGGAAUGGCCUUCUGCGAAUGCCCAGCUGGAUUUGAAGGACGCCUGUGUGAAACUGACACCAAUGAGUGCAGCUCUAAUCCUUGCCGAGACAACGGCGACUGCUUGGACCAGGUCAAUGCAUACAGCUGUGUUUGUAAAAUGGGAUUUUCCGGCCUUCACUGCGAGCAAGACAUCAAUGAGUGCUCCUCACAGCCUUGCCUUAACGGUGGCACUUGUCAGGACCGAGUGAACAACUUUCACUGCAGUUGCCCUACUGGUUAUUUCGGAACACUGUGUGACCUGGGUGGGAACGAGUGUCAAGUUUCACCUUGCCUACAAGAGGGCACCUGUAUCAAGAAGCCGGGGGGCUUUGAAUGUGUCUGUCGCGCCGGAUACUCAGGGGCAUGGUGUGAAGUUAACAUUGACGAGUGCAUUUCAAAGCCGUGCCAGAAUGAUGGGAGAUGUAUUGACGAAGCCGAUCGAUAUCACUGUGUGUGCCCCGACGGCUUCUUUGGACCCGAGUGUGAGACCAACAUUGAUGAAUGCUUGUCGGCACCUUGUUUUCAAGGGAGCUGUCAUGAUGGAAUCUCUUCCUACACGUGCCUUUGUGAGGUGGGAUGGAGCGGUACCAGGUGUGAAACAAGCAUUGAUGACUGUGCUACUAAUCCCUGCUUGAAUGGAGGCUCAUGUGAGGAUCUGAUUGAUGAAUACGCCUGCUUUUGUCAGGAUGGUUACACAGGAAAAGCCUGCGAGUAUGAGAUUGACGCAUGCAAAGAAUUUGCCCAAUUUUGUUCUAAUGGCGCUACAUGCAUUCAUGCCGAAGGAUUGAACUUUACUUGCAGCUGUCCAGCAGGUUUCAUGGGGGAUUUAUGUGAAGUGGAAGUUAACGAAUGUGGCUCAUCUCCCUGCCACAACAGUGCAAUUUGCCAAGAUCUUAUUAAUCGCUACAUCUGCCAUUGUGGGUCAGGUUGGACAGGCCUUCACUGUGAAGAUGACAUUAAUGAGUGCCUUCCACAGCCCUGCAACCAGGGGAUAUGCGUUCAGAGUGAUCCGGGCUACGGCUACACCUGUUUCUGUCGUCCUGGAUUUGUGGGGAGGAACUGUGAGCACAACUAUGAUGAUUGCCUCUUAAAUCCAUGUCCAGAAGCAUAUUCCUGUGUAGAUGGCAUCAACAAGGUCACCUGCCUCCCUCCUGCAACGGAUGCUGUUCCCUUGGAGACCGCACUCAAGAACAUCACUCGCGGCUUUACACCACGUGUGAAAACACCAACACUUCGCCCAUCGCCGAGAGCUGAGCAAUCCACAGAUUCAAAGUAUGCCCAGUAUUUUGGAAAUUCUUACCUGGAGUUUGGAUGGAUUGACCUGAGCACCAUCAACAACAUCACUGUGAGAUUUCAGACUCAAGCAGACCAAGGAACUAUUAUUUAUGUGGGCCAAGGACCAGCUAAGAGAAAUUUCAUUGUCAUGGAACUCUUUGUCAUGGAUGGGAUGCUACAGUAUGUCUUUUCCUGCAAUAAAGAGGAUGAUGUUGCAUGGAUUAACACACAAAUUCAUGUUGAUGAUGGCAAUGUACACAUUGUCAAUAUCAGACAACACCUGGCUCCUUGUGAGGCUGAAAUAGCUCUUUCCGGUCAUGAGAGAAUCAAAAGUGCAGCAAGUAAUUACAGGUUGGGACACAUGAUACAAAGAACAAACCAUAUCUUCACAGGCGGUCUGCCACAACAAUACUUGGCCAUUCAGAGAGCAAAGCCUUUCUACAACUUUACUGGCUGCAUUGAAAUCAUUGAAUUUAAUCAAGUCAGGGGGUUGUACACAUCUGAUGCCAUCACCAGCAGCAACAUAGGUGCAUGCAGUGUGAACACAACCCCAUCUCCUGCUCAAGCACCAAAACACUCCCAGCAUGAAACUUGUGGUGAUGGUGUUUGCCUCAAUGGGGGAACAUGUCAUGAGCUGCAACAACCUGGCAAAGAAGCGCCUUCCUGCCUCUGCCCGCUUCAUUUUACUGGAACAUUUUGUGAGAAAGAUUCCAAAGUGUAUAUCCCAUCUUUUGAUGGCACAUCUUAUUUGGAGCUGGAACCUCUCAUAACCGUUCUCCAGUCCUCUGACACCAGCACUCAUGUCAAGGACACCACCGUUAUUCUCCAUUUGACUCUGAAAACUCGAUCUACACAGGGCACCAUCCUCUACACCCAGGAUCAGAAGUUUAGUGGCACCUUCCUUCACGUGUUCCUUCAAGACGGCAGUCCUGUUGCUGAGCUUGGAUGUGGCAGUGAACAUGUUCUCAAUGUGGCCACCAGCCAGACCAUCAAUAAUAACGAAUGGAUGUCAAUGACAAUUCGAUACAAGCUGCAUUCCGGCGAACAAGCAGGGUCAUGUAUGAUUGAAAUAGCAGUAGAUAAUGGCCCGGCUCAGCGUCUCCAGGAGUCCGUGCAACUGCCCAUGUCAGAGGGAACAUUUGGUCCUAUUUUUCUUGGGGUUGCUUCCUCCCAAUGGGAAUUGCAUGAGGGGCUUGCAAAAGUAGCAAGAAGAUUUAUUGGCUGUAUCCGGCAACUUCAGGUCAACUCAAAGGAGAUUUUGCUGGUGGGUGAGGCCGUGAGAGGGAGGAACAUCAAGAACUGUGAGCCACCUGUUUGUCAGCACCUUCCCUGUCGGAAUAGAGGAACCUGUGUCAGUGUGUCUGCACCAUUUAGUGAUGCAGAAGACUGGUUCUGUGAGUGCCCCCCGCUUUACACUGGCCAGCUGUGCCAGUUUAUGACCUGUGACCGCAACCCCUGCAGUCACGGCGCAACGUGCAUCCCAAAGUCGCCACUUGAGGCAGUAUGUCUUUGUCCUUAUGGAAGACAAGGUCUACUAUGUGAUGAAGCAGUCAAUAUCACACGGACCAGAUUCAGUGGUACAGACAAGUUUGGCUACACAUCUUUUGUGGCCUACUCCCACAUUCCAAGUCUCAGCUUUUUCUACGAGUUUCAGUUGAAGUUCACGCUGGCCAAUAGCUCCUCUGCUGUGAAAGACAACCUGAUCCUGUUCGCUGGGCACAGAGGACAAGGCACUGAUGGCGACGACUUCCUCGUUUUGGGCGUGCGGAAGGGGAGAAUUCUGUAUAAAUUCAACCUUGGCUCAGGUAUAGCAACCAUUGUCUCAGAUCGACUGAACCUCCACAUGGACAUCCACAUUGUCACGUUUGGAAGGACCAACAAAACAGGAUGGCUGAAGGUUGAUGGACAAAGGAACAGAACGGGCUCAUCUCCGGGACCGCUGCGGGGCCUCGAUGCUGUCAAGCAACUCUUUGUAGGCGGAUAUAAUGAGUACACACCUGACCUGCUGCCACUUGGCUCCAGGUUCCGUCAAGGCUUUCAGGGGUGCGUUUUUGACAUGUACUUCCGAACAAGAAGACAUGGAACAGUCCAAGCUCUGGGACAGCCAGCCUUUGGACGAAGUGUGGGUCAGUGCGGUGUCAACCUGUGUUUUCAUGUUCACUGCAGGAAUGGAGGAACAUGUGUGGACUCUGGUUCGUCUGUUUAUUGCCAGUGCCCUUUUGGAUGGAAGGGUGCGCUCUGUUCGGAGACAGUGUCGGUGUGCGAUGCUGUGCACACUCCCCCGCCUCUGUGUGCCCAUGGCUCUACCUGCAUCCCUCUUCCAAAUGGAUAUACCUGUCAGUGCCCCCUGGGAACAGCGGGACUCUACUGCGAGAAAGCUGUGAGCAUCAGUGAUCCAUUCUUCAGUGGAAAGCACUCCUCCUGGAUGUCCUUCCCCCCAAUGAAUACGAGACACAGGACUGUUUUACAGAUGCAGUUCCAACCUUUAUCACCUGGUGGUAUCCUUGUCUAUGCUGCACAGCAUCUUGGAGACAGAGCUGGAGAUUUCUUCUGCCUCUCUUUGACAUCAAGAUUUGUCCAGCUGCGGUACAAUCUGGGGGAUGGUCUCCACGUCCUGCAGACUAUUACGAGAGUAGACCUGCACACUGGAAGCUGGCACACAGUGAAGGCAGGCCGGAUCUGUCAACAGGGUUUUCUAAUUCUGGACGGCAAGGAGGUCAGACACAAUGUGACUGAGGGGAUGAGCACACUGGAUGUUGCCACCAACAUCUUUGUUGGGGGCGUAUCCUCUCUGAGCUCUGUGUCCGCAGACGCCAUCGAAGGGGAGCCGACGGGCUUCACAGGCAGCAUCAGAGAAGUGAUUGUAAACGGACUUGAGUUGGAGUUGACGGAAAAAGGGGCUCUCAGUGGAGCAAAUGUCAGGGACUCGGAUGGGAGCGCCUGUGGGUACAAGGUGUGCCACAAUGGAGGUCACUGCAGGGCAAUAGGGAGUGAGUCCUUUACAUGUGACUGCCCAACAUCAUGGACAGGGCCAACAUGUAAUCAGUCUUUAAGCUGUGUCAACAACAACUGCAAACAUAGCUCCAUAUGCACGCCUGUUAGUGAGAAAUCAUACACCUGCAUUUGCCCCCUCGGGUGGGGAGGGAGGUACUGCACCAGAGAGCUACCAACAGACACGUUAAAAUUUGUGGGACACUCCUAUGUUAAAUACAUUGAUCUGAAAUACAACAAGAGAAAUUUAAGAUCCACUCAUGUUUCUUUUAUCUUUCUCACAAACACAAGUGACAGUUUGAUCAUGUGGAUGGGAAAGGGAGGACAUGAAGAUGAUGACUUCAUGGCAGUGGGCCUUGAGAGGGGGGCCCUUAAAGUUGCACUUAAUCUCGGCGAGAGGAUUUCUCUCCCGGUGACUUCAAAAAGUCAGAUGCUGUGCUGCAAUAGAUGGCACGAGGUCUCCAUUGUAGUAAACAGUACAGUCAUUCAAGUCCAUUUGAACAACGAAAGAAUCAUUCAUGAGGAUGUGGACCCACUUGGGAGAUACGUAGCCUUGAACUACGGGGGGCAACUCUACUUUGGAGGAUUUGAAAUGUACACAAACGUAACCGUCGUGACAUCGGGGUUGUUUUCAAGGAACUUUGAAGGAAAUCUCAGAAAUGUUUAUUUGUUCAACGAACCCCUUGUGUUUUUAAAAAGCAGCGAGGGCUUUAAUGUUCACAAUGGCAAUGAGUAGGAGGGAAAAUGGCUUUUGUGAGAGAGGUACAUUUUGAAUAGUUUGGAGGGUUUUUUGAGGAAUAUAGGCUUGAAUAGCUCAGAUCAUUUGAAGUAAGUAAUUUGAGAUGUCGCCAGAGGGUCUGAUGGCGAAAAGACAAAGUGUAAUGAUAAUACUAAUACUAGCUGCUUAUUUCACUAUGAGCAAUACAGCUUACCAGGCAAUUGCAUACACAAAUUGAUUGGGUGAUAAAAUAAAAUGCAUGUAGGUAAAACACAUAAUGGUUAAUGAAAAUAACUAGAGAAGCUUACCUGUCAACAAACAUUAUUUCCAGCAAGCUGUGGAUAUUAAAAGUCUACACACCCCUCUUCAAAUGUCAGGUUUUUGUUAUUUAAAAAGACAAGACCAAGAUAAUUUCUAAACUUUCGAUUAAUGUUGCCUAUAACUUAGACAACACAAUUGGAAAUAUUUUCAAGAGGGGGAAAUAAAAAUAAACAACUGCGAUAAUGUGGUUGCACAAGUGUACACACCUUAUAAUUAGGGAUGAGGCUGUGUUCAGAAUUAACCAAUCAGAUUCAACCAAAGUUAGAGUCAGUAUACACCUGCCACCAAUUAAAGUGCCUCUGAUUAACCCCAAAUCAAGUUUUUUCUUUCUAGCAGAAGAAGCCUAAAGGUUUAGUGCUAACACUGACUCCUAUUUCAAAAUAUUCAUAACUCCCUCUAUCUUGACAAAGGCCCCAGUUCCAGCUAAAAAUAAAUAAAUAAAUAAAUAAAUAAAGAGCAUCAAAGCACAAUGUUGCAUGCUCCACUGUAAGUAGCAGUGUCGUAUGAAUCUCAAACAUACCAUUUGGAAUUGCAGCCAAAACGUUUAACCUUGGUUUAAAAAUAUUGUAAAAACACAUUUGAAAUCUCCUACGUGUAUGUGGGGAAAUGUGUUAUUGCCUGAUGUGACCAAUGUUGAACAAUUGCCCACAAAUCUAAAUGGUAUGUUUGGCAUAAACACAAAACUGCUCAUCAACAAAAGAACACUACCUACAGUGGAGCAUGAUGGUAGUAGUAUCAUGCUUGGAGCCUUCUUCUUUUUUUUUAACUGGAAGAACGGACUUUUCAAGGUAGAGGGAAUUGUGAACAGUCCCAAAUACGAGUUUUAGAACAAAACCUUCAAGCUUCUGCUAAAAAAAAAAAAAUGUCAGGAAAAGCCUACUAAUACAGCUAAAAUUUAUUUGGGGAUAGUCAGAGGCACUUGAAAUGGUGGCAGGUGUGUGCAGACUCCCAUUUGACGUUUUGAAUUGAAUUUAUUGGUUGAUUCCCCCCACAGGUAAUAGUUCACAUUGAUGGUGAUUUUUUAUACAUAUAUAUAUACACAAUAUAUAUAUACAAUAUAUAUAUUUAUAUACAAUAUAUAUAUAUAUAUAUAUAUUAUUGUGUGUAUAUACACACACAGUUCUGAGCACCUCACCCAUCCCAAAAACAUGUAUGGUAGGUUGGUUGUGUUUAUAUGUGCCCUACGAUUGACUGGCGACCAGUUCAGGGUGUACCACACCUCUCACCCGUAGUUAGCUGGGAUAGGCUCCGGCAUACCCGGAACCAAGUGAGGAUAAGCGAUGUAAAAAAUGGCCCUGUUCCCUCCCCAUUACUAGGUCAAAGGGUCUGCAGUUUUAAUUUAUUUUACACUGGUAAAGCUUUCUUUAUACUUGUCUGUCAAUAUAAAAUUUUACCAAAUGCUUGUCUUUUGAGUUAAUAAAGAUUUUGUGACGGUGACAGUGUAAGUGUGGAAUAAAUAUACGCUUUUUUCCUUUGGGGGAAUGGCAAUAUCAGAACGAGUAAGUGAACCAACAUGACAGGACAGAUUGUUUGACAAUG